This is a messenger RNA of Phoenix dactylifera (date palm), 501 nucleotides long. NCBI's taxonomy places the organism in Eukaryota, Viridiplantae, Streptophyta, Magnoliopsida, Arecales, Arecaceae. The record is from RefSeq and is a predicted model, not a curated record.
AUGGCCCCCGGCCAAGAUCUCCUCCGUCGAUCCCACCCCGCCGCUGACGAGGACCCCGACCGCCUCCUCGCCGCCGCCGGCGAGGCCGAGAAGCCCCGCCGGGCGAAGCGCGUCGCCUCGCUCGACAUUUUCCGAGGCCUCACCGUCGCGAUGAUGAUCUUGGUGGACGGAGCGGGGGGCGAGUGGCCGGUGAUCGGACAUGCACCGUGGAAUGGCUGCAACCUCGCCGAUUUCGUGAUGCCCUUCUUUCUCUUCAUCGUGGGGAUGGCCAUUCCCCUCUCUCUCAAGAGGAUACCGAACCGACUUCUCGCUGUGAGGAGAGUGGUGGUCAGGACGCUCAAGCUGCUGUUUUGGGGCAUCAUCUUGCAAGGUGGGUAAAAGUUUGUCUUUGAAUGGUUGUUAUAUUUCCGAAGAGUAGAUCCGCCGCCUCCCCCUUCUUUAUUUUUGUUGCAGGGGUGACAGGAGUAAGCGGAUAUGCAGGGGGGCCGGAGCGCCGGUGUC